Messenger RNA from Octopus sinensis (East Asian common octopus), 1696 nucleotides. RefSeq lists its product as uncharacterized. The record is from RefSeq and is a predicted model, not a curated record. The coding region runs from base 278 to 1696 and encodes 472 amino acids. Lineage: Eukaryota; Metazoa; Mollusca; Cephalopoda; Octopoda; Octopodidae. The transcript is spliced from 3 exons.
UAAAGCUUUUCUUAUCCUCAUAUAAAAUUUUGAAUUUUAAAAUCUGGUAAAAAGAAAACAAACAAAAACUCGAUAAUUCUCAAGAAAUUCUUUGAACACGAAGGCGAUUCCAAGUCGAAGUAAGACUGAAACGUAUCUCUGCUCUGUACCAAUCAGUUUUUGUCGGUGACAAUGGGAAAAACAUUAUGAUGUGGUCUGAUAAAUCUUUCUUCAUGAGUUGACGUCAAAUAAUCAUGACACGAUCCUCCCAGUAACAAGGACGUAAGCAGUUUCAAAGAUGUUCUCCUUGGAGCGUACUCAUUAUUAUAGCAGUCACAUCUUCCUGUUUUAUCUACUGCUGUUGGUUACCGCAAAACAAUAUAAUCUUCGAUUGGACGAACACAACUCGCCUCCUAAAGUUAUACCAACUAGUCCAUACAACUUGAAGUACUCAGUACCAUUAAAUGAACUGACUAGUUAUCCAAUUUUUGCCUAUUUUUAUAGGUUGGAUGGAAGUGAAGUUAAGGAUGGUUCUCUAAACGAUCAAGAAGUAACAGUGACCAGUAGGAGUACUGCGAACGUUGACAACUGGAGAAUAUCCGGUGGUAAGCUAUGUCAAAACACUAAUCCUGAUGUAUUUCUACCCAUGAGAUAUAAUCGCCACACAUAUGUCAAGAAAUGUGGCUCGACAAUCGGACCGACCACACUAAAAGCGAAAGUAUUCAAUGGAACCAUUAUAAUCGAUUGGGUUAUGCAUUCUCACGAUGCGUAUUUAGUGCCAGACACCGACCGAAUAUAUAGAAUCGAUGUCCCUGGUCUAUCUAUUUCGAUAGACACGCAUCCUUUCCGUAUAACCACUCCUGCUGCUAAACUCGUCAUCACCAAACAACCACCAGUACAAAUCGGAGCCAACACAGGUUUUACCGUUAAAGCCGAGAUACAUGAUAAUGUAGGUAAAGUUAUUACGUCGGGUCUAGACUCCAUCGCUUUUGUAGAGUUGACUGUACCAUAUCGCUAUAAAGAAUUUUAUUAUCGAAAGAAUCUAGACAUGAUGUUGAAACACACGGACAUCCGAUUGGCAGGCAAAUCGACCAUGAUACACCAAAGUACCAAUGAUAUAAUUAUACGACAACAAGCCGUAGCUGGUAAAGUUACAUUCAAAGACAUUCGGAUUUUAGAUGUUGCUGUCGGCUUUCGCUUGAAUUUAACUAUGUAUAUGGCGAGAGAUCCAUGGAUCAGAAUACCGAACUGUAAAACUUGCUAUGAUGAUUUAACUCGUAAAAAUAUUUAUGAAUCCGAAAACUAUGUUAAAUUUUUUGAUUUAUCCGACAGCAUUAUUGAUGGAAUUCCAGCUAUGGCUUUUACGAAUCCUAUUAAUAUUCAGUCCCAGAAACUUGCAAGGUUAUUAAUUAGUCACAAAUUAAAAAAUGACUCAAGUAACAUAAUUACUCGAAAUUUUCCUCUUCCAGGAGACAUUAAAAUAAUAAUUGUAGAUUCUAACAAUAAUAGAAUUUACUCUGGUCCAGAUUCCAAUAUAAACCUCAAUAUUACAACACGCCCUCCGAAUGCAUGCCUUUCAACGGAUAUGACAAGAUCAAUAACAGGUGGCUUGGCGGAACUGAGAGGUUCAUUUUGUUCAAUUAUGACUACGGUGGUGAUGGAAAUUACCUCAUCUUCACAUUCAUUUGCACUGGGGCGAGAUUCCUGGAAUUUUUGA